Messenger RNA from Prunus armeniaca (apricot), 909 nucleotides. The record is from the annotation of a GenBank genome assembly. Lineage: Eukaryota; Viridiplantae; Streptophyta; Magnoliopsida; Rosales; Rosaceae.
AUGGUUUGUGGAAUUCUUAGUUUCAGCUCUGCUUUAUCUCCAAUCUCCGUAUCUCACUAUAGAAAUAGAACAGCUCCCAAGCUCAAGACUGAUCUUUCUUCUUCUGUUACACUUGGAAUUCGAUGCUCAAGUUCUAGCUCAGAUGUGCCUCAAACCUUUGAAAAAUCUGAGAAUGAUGCUGCUAUGACUGGUGGUGCAUUUGACUUCACAAGAGCAACAACAUCACUUACAGAUAAUAAGUCAAUCGCUUCAUCAAAGAAGGUAACUCUUGUCCGGCAUGGCCUUAGCUCUUGGAAUGAAGAAAGUAGAGUUCAGGGAAGCUCAAACCAAUCUGUCCUGACAGAAACUGGAGUGAUGCAAGCAGAGAGGUGCAGAAAAGCCAUUGCAAAUAUGCAUUUUGAUCAGUGUUAUUCGAGUCCAAUAUCUCGGGCCAAGUCCACUGCUGAAAUUAUAUGGCAAGGGAGAGAGGAGCCGCUCGUUUUCCUCGACUCCCUGAAGGAGGCUCAUCUGUUUUUCCUUGAAGGCAUGAAAAAUGGUCAGUCUGCUCGUAAUUUGGAGGCAGAGGAUGCCAAGCAGAGAUAUCCAAAGGAGUAUGCAACAUGGAGAGAGGACCCUGCUAAUUUUUAUGUGAAUGGAAUCUAUCCUGUAAGAGAACUGUGGGGAACAGCCAGAGAGGCUUGGAAGGAGAUCUUGUUUACACCUGGAGAACAUGUUUUAGUCAUCACUCACAAAUCAAUUUUGAGGGCACUGAUCUGCACAGCUUUAGGGCUAGGCCCUGAGAGAUUUCGUGCCAUUGAUGUGAACAACGGUGGAAUCUCCGUAUUCAAUUUCAACAAGAAAGGAGAAGCAAUGAUUCAAUCUUUGAACAUGACUGCCCACAUGUACAGUGAUCAUGUCUAUCUUUACUGA